Molecule: messenger RNA, 771 nt
Organism: Paralichthys olivaceus (Japanese flounder)
Lineage: Eukaryota; Metazoa; Chordata; Actinopteri; Pleuronectiformes; Paralichthyidae
Source: RefSeq, a predicted model, not a curated record
UCAGUAAAGAACAAAUGAAUAAUCUCUUGCAGUCAGUUACACGUGAUGGAUGAAACUCACGUGAUCAACCAGGUGAAAGAAGACGUGUGCUACGUCUCGCAGCAGUUUUAUGACGACAUGGAGGUGGCACAAAAGAAGGGGGAAGACAAUACUGUGAUGGUGGAUUAUGUUCUUCCAGAUUUCAGCUCCAUCAAAAAAGGCUUCUGCAAGCCCCGGGAGGAGAUGGUGUUCAAUGGAAAGUAUAAGACAGGAGAGCAGAUCCUGAGGUUGGUCAACGAGCGCUUCGCUGUUCCUGAGAUGCUGUUUCACCCGUCAGACAUCGGCAUCCAGGAGAUGGGCAUCCCAGAGGCCAUCGUCCACUCCAUCCAGUCUCUGCCAGAAGAGAUGCAGCCCCACUUCUACCAGAACAUCGUCCUGACUGGAGGAAACACUUUGUUCUCCGGCUACAGGCAGCGACUGGAGGCCGAGCUGCGAUCGCUUGUCCCGGCCCACAUCCCCGUGUCAGUCCUGCAACCUGCAAAUCCCAUCUGUUACGCGUGGGAAGGAGGGAAGCUGCUGGCCCACAACCCAGACUAUGACGAGAUGGUGGUGACCAGAGAGGAAUAUGAAGAAAACGGACACUGUGUUUGUGAAGAGAAGUUUGACAUUUGACGUCUACAUGGAACAUAAACUCCAGACUGUAUCAUACUUCUGAUUAACUCUGCUUUCACAGUUAUUCUGAAAACCCUGAUUCAAACCAGUGAAAUAAAACCUUCGAAGUCUUUUUCUACA